CAGUGACUUGAAGCACCGCAAUCGCAAUCACACCGUCGGUCAAAGGUCGUUUUUCGAGGCGUACGACCGUCGCCGUUUUUUUCGUUUUUCAACGACAAGUACCGGUACAGCAACGACAGCAACAACAACAACUGAACCGUGUGCGAUGGAGUCUGCAGAGUCAGAGUCAAAGUCUUUGUGCUGGCUGUGGUGGUUGACCAACGCGGUCGUGUGUUGCGUGGGCGCGGCGGUCGUCGUCCGCCGGUUACUGGUACCGUGGACGUACUGGUUGGGCCGACGGGCCCUGUGCUGGUGCCGGUACGCCCUGUUCCGUGGCCACGGCGACAUCGAGCCCGGGCAACAGCGUGCCCCACCCGCUUGUCGGUGCUGCGGUGGCGUGAACUUUGAUGGCAUGGCUGGCAGCUGGGCGGUGGUGACUGGUUGCACCGACGGGAUCGGCAUGGAGUACGCGAUGCAGUUGGCCGACCGUGGAAUGAAUGUGGCGCUGGUCAGUCGGAACUUACACAAGUUGCUAGACGUAGCGCAGCACAUCGACGAACGACACGCGGGUCGAGUCAAGACUAAAAUCAUCGUAGCGGACUUCACGUCGUCCGGCGGCACCGUCCCGCUGUCGGGGACUUACGACGCGGUGCGCCGCGGACUUGGCCGCUUGGACGUGCGGCUGCUGGUGAACAACGCGGGCGUGGGUUACGCGCGACCCGAACGGCUGCUCGACCUGGCGCCCUGCUGUACGGGCACGUUACCCGAUCCGUGCCGCGACGUGGUCGAGUGCAACGCGCUGGCCACCGUGGCCAUGUGCCGCAUAGUCAUGCCACUGAUGGUCGUCGACGAUACGGACGACGACGAUGCCCGCGACGCCGACGAUGCGGAAGGAGACUACUGGCAGCGAUUGGAUGACACGGAAUACACGUCUCCUAAACGCGGAGGCGGAGGCGUCGUCAUAAACGUGUCGUCAGCAUCGGCCAAGCUGCCGUGUCCGCUGCUCAGCGUUUACGCUGCCACCAAGGCGUUUAUUGAAAAAUUUUCGGUGGAGCUGGCGGCCGAGUACGACGAAGAGAGCGCGAAAAAUCAGAUCGCGGUCCGGUGUCUGACGCCCGGGUUCGUGGCCACCAAGAUGAGCAAGAUCCGACCGACGUCCACCGGCGACACGGGCUGGACGUACGCGCCGGUACCGCGGUCGUACGCAAACCACUCGCUCCGGUCGUUGGACUGCCACUGCUUUUGCGGCCUGAAAGCACGAGAGCGAGCGCGGACUAACCGAAACAGCGAAGGCGAAUAUGGUAAGACAGACGAACCAAGAUGGUUAGCGAGAGUGGUCAGCGCCGUCUUCGACUCGCCGUCGUCGCCGCUGUCGGCCGGGCGGUCCGGCGUCACGACCACUGGUUACCCGUCGCACACGCUCAUGCUGAUGGUGGUGAACGUAGUCCGUUGGGUGUUCGGCGAUCAAUAUUUGUCUAGCGCCGCUGGCCGGAUGAUGUGCGGUAUGCGGAACCGGAUGGCAGCCAAGAUGCAAAAACAGACGUCUAGCGCCGAGUUCGAGAACCAAAGCCACGAGUCUGGUGUUAGUCACAACUAGAUACUUUCAACCACCGGUCGGCUAACUGUAUGCGGUGGAUGAAUAUAUUAUUAUGCACUGUCCGCGUACUUAAAUCUACACGAUAUCAAACAUAAUCAUACGUUUUAAAAUUACGUUUUAAAAGGCUAUUUUAAAGAGGGUUAUGAAAACAUUAUAUUUUCGGGGAGCCCGGAACCUAGACCAGCCCACAAAAUAUGGGCCCUCGUUAUCGAUAAAUAAAUAAUAAUGUACAAUA
Metopolophium dirhodum (rose-grain aphid) is the source of this 1811-nucleotide messenger RNA. RefSeq lists its product as uncharacterized. Gene Ontology annotation, molecular function: oxidoreductase activity. Gene Ontology annotation, cellular component: endoplasmic reticulum. The coding region runs from base 146 to 1576 and encodes 476 amino acids. NCBI's taxonomy places the organism in Eukaryota, Metazoa, Arthropoda, Insecta, Hemiptera, Aphididae. The transcript is spliced from 6 exons. The record is from RefSeq and is a predicted model, not a curated record.